AUGUCCACCGAUGGCGGGAUCCCUAAAGUCGUCGUCGAGGAUCUGCCAUCUCCCCUCUUUUCCGACUCCUUUCUCUUCACCCGUCUUCAUGGAAUCAUACCUUCCCGCCCCGCCACGCCCUCACGCCAACGCCGCGACUCGGCGGUCAAACCACCCGCUCCGCCCACCCCCACCCAGACGACCGCCAAAUCCUUCCAGAAUGUCUUCACCGACGCGCCCUUACCACAACCGCGCGAGAAGACCGCACCACCACCACCGCAGAUGCCCCCGCGUCGUGCACCACCUCCACCGCCCAAGGCGCUCAAGGUCAGGGUGCUCACAUGGAACAUGCACAAUGGUCUGCCCAAGGGCGACCUCGCGGAGAUCCUCGGAGACGUGCCCCCAUAUACGCCAUACUCAACCCAGAACGAGGCCGGCCAGCCGACGUUCCCCCAACUGCCAAGCGAUAAUACUCACCCUUACCAUAUCGUCGUGGUGGCCGGACAGGAGUGUCCGUCGGCGUCGAAAAUGCCCAUGGCACUCGGCGCUGGCUUUCGCUUCAACUCAGACAAGGAUAGCGCGCUCCGCGUCGCACGAUCAGACACCGAAUCCCACAUAUCCAUGCACUCGCGCAAGUCGCAAAAGUACCUGUCUAUAUCACCUGAAGACGAAUUGAGCGGCACGACGGCGGGAUGGACGUCCAUGCUAGACGACUGGCUCUGCACUGGGCAUUCUUCGGAAGCGUCGCUGCGCAAGUCUCCGAGCACGUCGAGCAUCAAUCGCCUCUCACACAAGCCAUCGCAUUCCCCACGCCCCCUCCUUCGAAGACGUAGAUCAUCAGAACCGAUGCCCGCAAAGAUGGCCGCACAAACGCGUGGACCCUACGUGCUUCUGCAGAAGGAGCGCAUGAUGGGGAUAUACCUGGCGGUGUAUGUCCAUCGUGACUUGUAUCCCUUCGUCCGCGGCUGCUCUAAGUCCGCCGUAACGGCGGGCUUGAUUGGCGGCCGCGUUGGGAACAAGGGUGGCGUAGGCAUCAGCGUGAACGUCGAUGGCACGUCCCUGCUCUUUCUCAAUGCGCACUUGGCGGCGCACGAAGGGAAGAUGCACCAUCGGCUGGCGAACUUGGCCAAGAUCAAGAGUGAACUCGCUGUGGAUGACUUCUUGAAACCGGACGAUCCGCGUGUCAUGUCGGAAGACCUUACUGACAAGUUUGAUUUCUGCUUCCUCUUUGGCGACCUCAACUUCCGCCUUAACAUAUCCCGUCUACAUGCGGACUGGUUGAUAUCGAGGAAAGAGUACGCGCAGGCGCUCGCCUUCGACCAGCUACGUCGCAUUAUGCAGACAGGACACGCCUUCGUCGGCUUCAGUGAGGGCGCCAUCAACUUCCCGCCGACCUUCAAGUACGACGUUCUCCGUACUCUGAAGCGGUCGAAGACCGGCAGCCAUCCUGGGCUCGAGCGCGCGAAGACAACGGGUCAGGCGAAGUCGAAGGCCGACAAGUGGGUCGGACCGGAAAGGCGGCGCCAGCUGACCGAGGUCGAAGAGACGGCUAUCGAAGCGGAGCGGGAUAGUCGGGAAGAUGACAACGAGCAGGACGAUGACGAUGACGACGAUGAGGACGAGGAUGUCAUCUCCGUCAGGGCGCCGUCUAUGGCGAGCUCGAUGUGGAUGUCCGUCUUGUCGUCGAAGCAGCUCACCGUCGACACUUCGACGGAGGCGCCUGCUCCCCCGCCGAAGCUGCAGACGCCCUCGGCGUCGAAGAGCACACAUUCACUCCACGCGGGCAUCCACAAGAGCAAGAAGCGGUUGACUGCGCUGUUCUCGCCUGCGAGCCCUCUGAGCCCGUCCCGAUGGUCCCGGUCGCGCAAUUCUUUUGGUCCGGAGCCGACGACGCCUGUCACGCCGACGAGCUACGAGUGCGAUGAGGCGGCGGGGCGCUCGAAGAAGACGUCGACGAAGUCUACCGUUAGCAGUAGCGAUCCAGAUGAGGACGACUGCGAUAAGGGCGUGUACGACUCUUCGUCGAAGCAGCGUGUACCGAGUUGGUGCGAUCGCAUACUGUGGAAGUCCACUGUCCUUCCAGAUCCGGACCCCGAGGAAGAACCCGAGUAUACGAGCCGACGUACACGUGUUGGGCAGUUCCUCGCGAAUGCUUUCCGCUUCUCGUCACGGUCGCGUCGCGGAUCUGUCAGCUCGCUCGCCACCGCCACUGGUGUCAUACCUAUCACGACCGGGAACGCUUCUGCCAACACCACACCGACGGAGCAAUCCCUACAGUCACCAUUGUUCUCGCAUGUCGACUACACCGGACCGCAGUCGCCCAUGUUGGUGCAGACUCCGACGGCGCAGACUGUGAUUGCCCGCCAGCUCGACAUCCCGCGGACGACGUCGCCUCCGCCGUUGCGCAAUGUGCGCUCGUCAGAUAAUGUCCUUGGAGCGAGGCUCGCGCAUGAGCGGCGCAGCAAUCUGCGACGGUCGUUCUCCGCCAGCUCGUCGAAAGCACCAACUGCGCGUCGUGCGUCGGGAUCCGUUGACCUAUCGUCGCCCCGGUCAUCCGAUGUCUCUUCCUCCCAUUCACCAGACUGGACCUAUCCGCCCUCACCUCUGUCCCCAUCCGCCAACCCCGUGUCCCCGAAUCCCCUGCAAGCACCUGCUCCGUCGCGCUGGCGUUUCUUUACGAAUAUGUUCCACGAUCUCGGCUCCUCGUCCUCGGAACCGCCGCCGCCUACGCCAGAUGCGUCGCCACCUCUGCCACCGCCUCGGAAGGGCGAUGUCGUGUGCAUGAGCUAUCGGACGCUGGACGAUAAGCAGAUGCGCAAUCUGGAGGGCCGCAGCGAUCACAGGCCCGUCAUUGGCACGUAUGCCGUGUACUGUUAG
This is a messenger RNA of Schizophyllum commune H4-8, 2856 nucleotides long. Its product is annotated as DNase I-like protein. Gene Ontology annotation, biological process: phosphatidylinositol dephosphorylation. The record is from RefSeq and is a predicted model, not a curated record. Gene Ontology annotation, molecular function: phosphatidylinositol-4,5-bisphosphate 5-phosphatase activity. The transcript is spliced from 8 exons. Bases 1 to 2856 code for a protein of 951 amino acids. NCBI's taxonomy places the organism in Eukaryota, Fungi, Basidiomycota, Agaricomycetes, Agaricales, Schizophyllaceae.